AUGCCCAUCAAGAAGGUGACCGUGAAGGAGUACGACUCCCAGGAUGAGGCCAGCACCGAGCUGCUGGAGAAGCUCAAGCACCUGGACCGCCGUGUGGAUGCCGCCGAGGCGGGGGGCAUGGCCGGCGGACGGAGGCGGAACACCGCCUGCUGGCAGUCGGUCAAGUGGAAGUCGGCCCUCAAUCACAUCGGAUUGCUCGUCUCGCUGUCCAUCUACUGCGGCGUGGGCGGCCUGAUAUUUCGCCACCUUGAACGUCCUGCCGAAGUGGAACGUUUAUCCCAUUUAAAGGAUGUGGUCAAGACAAACAGGGAACGUUUUAUGGAUUCCGUGUUAAAUAAUACCGAAGUGCAUAAUCUGAGAGAGCUGUUAUCCUUUGAGCUGGCUAAGUACGAGGUGGCCGUUCAGCAGGCGGCAGAAGGCGGACUUUUAAUAGUCGUCGACAAAGACUUCCCAGAGCCAUAUGAGCGCUGGAGCAUCCUGCAAGCUGUGUUCUUCUCAUCGACUGUGUUAACCACCAUAGGCUAUGGCAAUAUUGUGCCAGUGACCACCGGUGGUCGGGUAUUUUGCAUUUGCUUCGCCCUCAUUGGAAUCCCAUUUACACUCACUGUGAUUGCGGAUUGGGGUCGCUUGUUUGCCACUGCCGUGUCUGUCUUUGGCAAACAUAUGCCCACCAAACCAAAAUUCACAAAUUUUAUAGGAAAAACCUGGUUCUAUGCCAUUCUGGCUGUGGGCUUCCUGGGUGUUUAUUUAGCCGCCGGAGCUGGUCUUCUUUUACUCUGGGAAGACGAUUGGACCUUCUUUGAUGGCUUUUACUUUUGUUUUAUAACAAUGACAACUAUAGGCUUUGGAGAUCUGGUGCCAAAGAAACCUAACUACAUGUUGCUCUGCACUUUGUAUAUUCUCAUUGGCCUGGCAUUGACCUCCACCAUAAUUGAGUUGGUGAGACGACAAUAUGCCACCAGUUGGGCCAAGCUGCAGGAACUGUCCGGACCCAUGGCAGAGACCUUGCGACGUCUGGGCGAAACUGCAGGCACGGGUCUUGACUACACCGCUUUGCAGAAAGUGCUGACGGUUUCCAUGCCCAAAUGGAAUAGCAACAAAAAGAGCGAUCAUAGUCCUGAUAUUGCCGCACUGGAGGCCAUUACCAAUGCCAUAUUGAAGGAGGUCAAGGAGGCGCAGAACAACAAGCCCAAGGUCCUGCAAAUCGUCAUCUACGAGUCCUCCGUCUAGGAUAAAUUAUCAAAAAGGAGUAUCAAGAGAGAGAGAGAGCUUCCAUAGAGAAAGUGCGUUAUAUGUAGCUUCGGGCAGAAAUUAAAUAAUAUCAAAAAGUAA
Molecule: messenger RNA, 1332 nt
Organism: Drosophila serrata
Lineage: Eukaryota; Metazoa; Arthropoda; Insecta; Diptera; Drosophilidae
Product: TWiK family of potassium channels protein 7
Biological process (GO): potassium ion transmembrane transport; stabilization of membrane potential
Cellular component (GO): plasma membrane
Molecular function (GO): outward rectifier potassium channel activity; potassium ion leak channel activity
Source: RefSeq, a predicted model, not a curated record